Emys orbicularis (European pond turtle) is the source of this 2293-nucleotide messenger RNA. RefSeq names its product sterol-C5-desaturase (gene SC5D). Gene Ontology annotation, molecular function: iron ion binding; C-5 sterol desaturase activity. The record is from RefSeq and is a predicted model, not a curated record. Gene Ontology annotation, cellular component: membrane. Lineage: Eukaryota; Metazoa; Chordata; Testudines; Emydidae. The coding region runs from base 92 to 988 and encodes 298 amino acids. The transcript has 5 exons.
GCCACGCCCCCAUCUCAGCCUACAGCUGCUCGCAUCGGACUCGGACCCGGGCUGUCAGCGGCGAGGGGCUCGGCCUGGGGCAGGUAUAACAAUGGAUCUAGUCCUGAACUAUGUAGAUUACAACUUUUUUACACCAUAUGUGUAUCCAACCACAUGGCCAGAGGAUGAGCCCUUUCGACAGAUCAUCAGUCUCCUUAUUGUAACAAAUCUUGGUGCACUUGUGCUUUAUUUGCUGUUUGCAACUUUGAGCUACUACUUGGUUUUUGAUCACUCUCUGAAGCAACACCCCCAGUUUCUAGAGAAUCAGGUGCAGCUUGAGAUAAAAUAUGCUCUCCAGUCACUUCCCUGGAUCAGCAUCCCCACAGUUGCACUCUUCUUUGCAGAGGUCAGAGGUUACAGCAGGCUUUAUGACAACAUUAAAGACUCUCCAUAUGGAUGGUUUGGUGUAAUCCUUAGCAUGCUCUCUUUCCUUUUCUUCACCGACAUGUGCAUUUACUGGAUUCACAGGUUCCUCCAUCAUAAACUUGUGUACAAGCGUCUGCACAAGCCCCAUCACCGCUGGAAGGUUGCUACGCCAUUUGCAAGUCACGCCUUCCACCCUGUGGAUGGUUUCCUGCAGAGUAUUCCAUAUCACAUCUAUCCUUUCCUCUUUCCUUUGCACAAGGUGACCUACUUGGGUCUCUACGUCGCUGUCAAUGUCUGGACAAUCUCUAUUCACGAUGGCGAUUACCGCGUGCCAGAUUUCUUGAAACAUGCUAUCAAUGGUUCUGCCCAUCACACUGAUCAUCACUUAUAUUUUGAUUACAACUAUGGUCAGUAUUUCACACUCUGGGAUAAAAUUGGGGGCUCCUACAAAAGCCCCUCUUCCUUUGAAGGGAAAGGGCCACAUGAUUAUUUGAAAAAGCUAAAGAGUGGAGAAUUGGCCAGUUUUAAAAAUGACCAUGUGGAUGAAGAUUUGAUUAAUAGAGACAGUCUAAAGAAUAAAUAGAUCUCCUCAAGCUGAUUGUAAAAAGGCCCUGACUUUCCCUUUUACAUUUUUUUAAAAGGAAAAGCCUGCUUCUAAAGAAAGCCCUUCCCCUAUUAUAUCAUUCUUGGGAUAAAAGCAUUUUAGGUGCCUACUAGGGUUAUUAUGGUGGAGUUACAUAGUUAAGUACCACAAUACAGUCCCAUAAUUGGGACCAUUUAUGGUGAGGGUAAAAAGCAUAAGACCUAUGUAAUGUCUAAUGUUGAUGCAACACUGAAAAGAUUUUCUGCAGCACUUCAUACAAAUGUCAGUGCAUUGAAAUUGGGACUGCCUUUUCUAGCAUAAUGCAUUAGAGCCUACGUUAUCAUUUAAAUUCUACCCUAAUGGCAGUAACUAUCUUUUUUGCUAUAUUCAAAAGCUUUCUCCUGAAAGUACACCUCUACCCCGAUAUAACAUGACCCAAUAUAACACAAAUUCUGAUAUAACACGGUAAAGCAGUGCUCCGGGGGGGCAGGGCUGCACACUCUGGUGGAUCAAAGCAAGUUUGAUAUAACGCGGUUCCACCUAUAACACAGCAAGAUUUAUUUUUUUUUUUUGGCUCCCGAGGACCGCGUUGUAUCAAGGUAGAGGUGUACCAUUGUUCCAGAUAAGUUCUCUCUGCACAGUGAUAAUGUACUGGGAAUUUUGCUAAUUGAACAAGGAUGCUAUAGGUGGCGCUAUACAGAAACUUCAGUAUUACUGCAAUAUUGGUUCAGUGUACUUAAAAGGAAAAUUGUUUGAAUGAAGGAAGAGACACUUGAGAAAAUAUAAAUGAAUGCUUUGCAUGAGGAAUGUGACAGUACACUCUUCUACAUAUACAUACCUGUAGCUUAAUAAAAGAUGGCACGCACAUUUUCCAAAAACUUACUUAUCCAGCUAACUUUUAAAGAUUAGCUUGGCAUUAAAAUAGAAACCAUCUGAAUCAAAACUGAGCUAAUGUUGUUCUGGUAGAAACUUUGUGUAUUUUAAAAUAGGAAGAUAGACCAGACCUACUAUUUUUAAAUAAAAUCUUACGCUGUCCAUAUAAGUAAACUAAAUGUUAAAUUGUUUGACUGGACCUAUCAAUGCUAUCGCAUUGUCUAGUUAACUGGAACAUACAAAUUUGGGCAGCUGGGAAAAAUAAGUAUUGCCUUAUACUUGGGCUUAAUGAAUUUGAAAGCAUGAGCUCCCAUUUCUAAUUUCUCUAAUGGUUAAAUAAAAUGUCUUUGAACAACAGCAUAACUUUUUGCAUCUUGUGUAUCUUUUUAGGACUGAUAGCAUUUGCUACAAAUAAAGUAAUAUAGAAUACAA